AUGGAGGUAUCCGCCCGCGAAUGGAUUGGAUUGGACGCGAGGAUCGACGAUUCAUGGAUAACAUCUUGGAACGAGACAUGGAACGCGCUUUCCCAUCAACCAUGCGUGCGUAACGAACCCGAAGUACCACGCUCAGCGCCCGAUAGGAAUGUCGAGGUGGACGGCAACACAGGAGUGAAUAUCUACACAGCCAGCAGCAGGACCACAGAGGCGGUAACCGUGAGUGUGAUGUUGAGCGUGAGAUGGAUAGGCGGUAAGAUGGUGGCAGCUCUUCCCAACUUGAAGUCUCAGCUAGCAGCGUUCACUUCAUACGAUGAUCGGGAUCUGUUCGUGCUUCUGAAGAGCUAUUCAGGGACGGGCCGGUGUCAUCCCCUUGGCGGCUCGACCGAGGAACCCUUCCCACAGGAUAAUAUCCCUUUCCUUUCCACUAUGGUCCCAGACGCCGACGUUGCCAAGCAGUCGAAGGAACAUCACGGAACUCGACUGGAGAACAAUGGACCAGUAGGCCUUGUUUGGAGUCAUGGACAUCGAACCUUUAUGGCACGACAACGUGCUGAUUGCUUUUGUGUGCUUGUAUCAUCCGAAGGAAAAGAGUGCAUGUCUAUGUUCGAUAUACCAGGACUCAAACACUACAUCCCCACAAGAUCUUGGGUUAAGGAAUUACAGCCGUCACAAGCCUACCUUAUGAAUUACAAGAGAGAGUCUAUUGCCGACCGGGACUAUCAUCGACUCCUUGUACCACCUGAGCCGGGAAAUGUCCCAUUCUGUCCAGGGAAUUACAUCCAGGCGUUACGUUACUGGCAGAGCAGUUAUUGCGAUGCGCUCCAAGGUGCCCUGACAGAGAAUUAUCUCCGUAUUGUUGAGACAGAAGGACCAUCUAUCCCUCUGCAGAAGCCACACGUUAGUCAAGCCGAGCACCAGGACUUUGAGCAGCAGUUCAUUGCCACAGCACCCGCGCAGGUCAUCAGCGCGAAGGAGCAGGAAAAGUCUCUCUCUAGCCACGAACAGCAACCCACGGAGUUUGAAAGCUCACGAUCGCCAACACCGUUACCGCCGCCGCUAGAGGCUCAGUCAUGCAAUACCCCGUUUCAGCCACCUCCCACCAUUAUUAUUAUAGACGAGGCUGAGCUGUCUCUGAAGAAAGAUCAGAAGAGCGGGAGUAUGGAAGAACAACCGUCGGAUUUGAUCGAGAGUACAUCGGAGUCGCGUGAUUUAGCACGACAGGAGGAUAGGCCGACGAUGUCGAGAAAGACAGAGAGCGUGCAGAGCCAGGAAGGCAGUCAACUGUAG
Messenger RNA from Cylicocyclus nassatus, 1290 nucleotides. Lineage: Eukaryota; Metazoa; Nematoda; Chromadorea; Rhabditida; Strongylidae. The record is from the annotation of a GenBank genome assembly.